Messenger RNA from Telopea speciosissima, 3209 nucleotides. Its product is annotated as transcription factor LHW-like. The coding region runs from base 265 to 2784 and encodes 839 amino acids. Lineage: Eukaryota; Viridiplantae; Streptophyta; Magnoliopsida; Proteales; Proteaceae. Gene Ontology annotation, molecular function: protein dimerization activity; DNA-binding transcription factor activity. Gene Ontology annotation, biological process: regulation of DNA-templated transcription. The transcript has 10 exons. The record is from RefSeq and is a predicted model, not a curated record.
CUUAAGCUUAGAAAACAGUUCUUACUGCUUCCGAUUCAUUUGCUGUGGAAAUUAUAGUUGGAUCGUUCAUUGAACUCUCAGGUACUUCCCGUUCAUGGAAAUAGAUAAUCUAUUGGUUCAGGUUCUGGAGCAGGCGAUGAGACGAAACAGAGAUCUACGAAAGAAGCGGACAGGGAGAGGAUCCUGCCGCGGAAGCUAGAAAUCACUGUGGAAGCUUUGAAAUAGAUGUUUUUCGUCUCUGAUUUGUAAGAUUUCGAAGCAGAGAUGAGUUUUCGGCUUAAAGUUGAGCUUAAGAGACUCUGUUGUAACAAUGGGUGGUCGUAUGGGGUCUUCUGGCGCGUCCAUCGCCGUAAUUCCCUGCUGUUGACCUUGGAAGAUGCCUACUAUGGAGAACAAAUGGGCUUGGUGAUUAACAAAAUGCUUCCUCGGGUCCAUGUGCUGGGAGAAGGAAUCGUUGGACAAGCUGCUUUUACUGGGAAGCACCACUGGUUCUUUUUAGAUGCUUACUAUGGAGAAAGGAGUUCUAAAGGACAUGUUGCUGGUCAAAAUAUCUUCCAGGUGCAGGAUAAUUCGGAUUUUCAUCAUCAAUUUUCCUCUGGAAUAAAGACAGUCGCAGUAAUUUCUGUGGCACCACAGGGUGUGAUACAGUUUGGAUCCACUGAGAAGAUUCUGGAGAGCUUAGAGUUUGUGGAUCACACAAGAAGCUUGUUUCGGCAGAUUGAAAGGGCUGAUGAGCUUGUUCUAUCAGGGAAUGCACUAAGAGAUUCAAGUGGUGAAGUCUAUGAUCCAUGCGGAUCUUUUUCUUCUGCAGUAUUGUCUGGAAAUUCCUAUUCGCACUACAGAAACAUUGAACCCUUGCACGAUGACAGCUGCAAAGAGCUGAUGGCAAAAUCCAAUUCUUCCUCUUUUACACCAGAGUGGCACCAUGUUAGCAUGUCCACCUUGAUUGGUAAUCAAUUUCACCUCAAAAGUCAAUAUAACAUGGCAGGUGCGGAGGCUCAAGUGAUAUUAUCAAAACCUUGUUUACAGUUACCACAGGUCUUGUCAGAGUCUUAUUCCAGUUGUACUGACAACACUGUUGGCAGACACCAAACCAUGAGUUCACUGAGUGGUGAAGGUUCAACCAUGACUUCAUUUGAGAGACCAUUGCUGUGUGGAUCAGGAAUUUGUGUUACUCCAAAAGUAUCUUCUGCCACCCUGAAUACUCCUGUCUCUUCCAAGAAUGUGUUUGUGGAUUUUCAAGGGGAGUCAACCUUUCCUCCAUUAUGCAGCAUGGGCAGAUCACAUGAUAUGGUGUCUGACAAAGGAGUAGUUGAGGCCAACAAAGCUAGUGGAUCUGGCUCACAGGAAUUGGUAGACAUCCAGCCACCCACCCACUUAACCCAUUCAACAGAAGAUGAACUUCGAAAGGUGCCAUCUAGCUUUCCUGCUUUCACUGGGGUGUCUAGGUCAUUCAAUACCAUGGAAGCUGUCUCUGAACCCAACCCAGUACAUAAUCUUUCUCAGUUGGAUGUUCCACCACUGGGGCAGGGAAACAAUGGAUUGGCUCCUCCGACACUGAAUGAUAAUUUGUCACAAUCAGUAGUACUGCCAGGUGAUAUUUUGAAUCAGGCGGUUACUCCUGCCACAAAUAACAUAAAUUCUUAUGGUGCCGUUUGUGACUGGAAAGGGAACUCUUCAAAUGUUCCUAUGCAACUACCUACUGAAAAUGAGCUUUUUGAUAGUUUGGGAUUGGAUUUUGGCAGCUUCCAGAGUGGAGAGAGUUGGGGUGAUGUUAUAUUGCCCCUAGGAACUGGUGGUUACCCGACCUUGAGUACUGGUAUUUCAGAGUCUAUCUCAGAGGUUGUUCCCCAGAAAGGAUUCUUCUCUGAGGGUGUACUUGAAAAUAUGUUAAACGAUGUUGUUUGUAGUUUUAACUCAGUUACCAAACCUAGCUCCCACGAUUCCAGAACUACCAUAGCGAGGACAGGAAGCACAUCAGAAUUCUGGAAUCAAAUUCAGUUGGCUGGUCUUUCUUGCUUGGGUGGAAAUAUGGAUGUGAUGCUGCCUGAAUGUAAUAACAACAUGCUUGGAACUCAGAAAGAAAUUGUGGCAAAAUCUCAGGUGGGAUCAUGGAUAGAUGAUAGCUAUAGCAUCAAUGUGGAGAGUGCUGUGGUUACUCAGCCUAAGAGAACUGAAGAACCAACCAAAGUUACCAAGAAAAGAGCUCGGCCAGGAGAAACUACUCGGCCAAGGCCCAAAGAUCGUCAGCAAAUCCAAGACCGUGUCAAAGAGCUGCGAGAGAUUGUGCCUAAUGGUGCAAAGUGUAGCAUUGAUGCUUUGUUGGAUCGAACCAUCAAACAUAUGCUCUUCUUGCAAAGUGUGACUAAAUAUGCCGACCAACUUAAACAAGCUGAUGAGCCUCAGAUAAUUGGUGAUGAGAGCUGUGUGAUUCUGAAAGACAAUUUGAGUGGUGGUGGCUGUGGUGCUACCUGGGCUUUUGAAGUGGGCGGUCAAACCUUGGUCUGCCCAAUUAUAGUUGAGGAACUCAGGCCCCCUGGGCAGAUGCUGAUUGAGAUGCUUUGUGAAGAGCGGGGUUUCUUCCUUGAGAUAGCAGACAUUAUUCGUGGUUUUGGCUUGACUAUCUUGAAGGGAGUAAUGGAAGCUCGGGAAGAUAAGUUAUGGGCACGCUUUGUCAUUGAGGCAAACAAGGAAAUAACUAGAAUGGAUAUAUUUUUGUCACUUGUUCAACUUCUUCAGCAAACAGUGAGUAGCGGGGUUGGUUCAGGUAAUCAGUUAACAUAAAGCUGUUGAUAGUGGAAAUCCACUAACAAUCACCAGCAAUCUCCGGCCACUCCCAACAAGCCUGGCUGAUGGAAUGCAGUGAUCGGAAGCAUAAAAUCAUGGUCCAGAAUUGCCUUGAGCAGUCACCAUCUUGUGCCUUGCCAUGAAUAGUAUUCUGCAAACUUGUCCUCAAAGGACUAAAAAAGCUUCCUAUUAAUUGAAGUUCCUCUAUGAUGAAGGAGGAGAUGCACAAGGGAAUCAUACUUUUUCCUCUGCAUUAAAAGAAGGGGGUGGAGGCAGGUAUAUGCAUGUGGAGAAUCUCCGAAAAAGCUGGUGAUUUGCUAAUUGCUAUUGCAAUUGAACAUUCUGCCAAAGAGUGGCUGCUGGGACUGGGACUGGGACGGUGAAUCUGUAAGGUUGGAAUUGAUAAGGAGUGAGCCUUGUCC